GAGGGGGAAGAAAAGAUCAAGUGUCGGUAGUGUGGCAAGUGUGCGCGGGUGUGUUUAAUUUAAAGUUGCGGUGGAUGAUACGAAAGAAAGAUUGUGGGGGGGUGUAUCAUAGAUCCAUCGACCUAUUUUUAUUUUUCAUCGUUUGUUUCCUCGUUGACUCCUCCUGUCAUCGGCUCGUCAUCGUGAUAUUUUACUUGCUCGUGUUACGAGUCGAAGAAGAAACCAUCGACGAAGCAAGCAAGCAAACAAGCAAGCCAGCCAGCCAGCAACGGAAUGUGGCACGAGGCCCAACACGAUCUCGGAAGCUAUGCCGGCUGAGAGAGCAGUAGGAAGGGGAGACGGAAGUGGACCCACAUUGCAGCAGCCACCUUAAGAAGAGUUUGCGUGGGAGAUAAGCUUGGCGAAGGUUGCCAAGGUUAACUCUUGUCAUCCUUCGAUGAACGAUGCCGAUGUCGUUCGAGGCUCAUCCUCGCUCGUUCCUCCUUCUUCUCCUCCUUCUCCUGUCAGAUCAGUGUUCCUCGAGCGGAAGUCCCUCUCCUGAAAGAAAGUGGCCAAUUAUUUAAGGAUUACCGUUUGGGAAUCCACGUCGUCGCCAUGGUGGACCUCCUGUGUAGCAACUCAUUGAGCCCGGGCACGUAAAAACGAUCUUGAGAUUUCGAACGAACGAAAGAGAAAACAAAUAAAUAAGUAAAUUGUUAAUCGUUAGAAUCGAAAGAUAUAGGACAAACAGCAUGUAAGGUGUUAAACGAAAGGACAGCCUUCCCCCCGUGAAAUCAGCGUCGAGUAAUGCUGAAGCAUAUCCUAACGGGGCAACCGUCGUCAGCGGGCUCCAGGCAUCAUCACAAUGACUAUCAAACGAGCUCGGGCUCGUUGCACGCCGGCCACCAUCAUCACCAUCAACACAAUCUUCUUCAACAGGAACAGCAGCCGCAACCACAACAACAACAGCAGCAGCAGCAACAACAACAUCAUUAUGGUGGCAAUGGGAGCGGAGGUACGAUCGCACGAGGCACGUCUGCAACGUCUGCUAGAACAAACGGCAUCGACGUCUACGAUUCCGUGGUUCAUUCGUCGUCGCAAAGGCCGACGACGACGACGACGACGACGAAUUCGUCAAACGUUCAUCAUCAAGCAGCGACGACACCUUCCUCGGCUCAUCGGCAUCCCUUGAAUCAUUCGCAGCUCAGUGUGAACAAUCUCUCCCAACGAUUAAAUCACUCCCACGCGCUUAAUCUUUCGACCCUGUCGACGUCGAAGCAUUCGGUGAACAGUGUCAGUCCGGUCGUUGGUGGUAGUAAUAACAACAAUAACAAUGGCAGUAACAAUAUCAAUGGACACAAUAAUAAUAAUAAUAAUAAUCUGUCGAGCGUGCCAAACCAGACGGUCGUCGGUGUCCAACUGCCGAUUCAUCAGGACAGACCGAAAGCGAACGGUGGCUUCGAUAUUUCGAGAUUAUCUAGAUUACCUAGCCAAACGACCCCGUCGCCAGCACCUGCUGCCGUUCAUCAGCCGGCUAUGCCCGUUCAGAUCGGCGGACACCCCGGACCAACCGUCAUACCUCUUAACGCCUCAUGGUCUUCUUCCCUAUCGAGGAAUCAUCGGUGUCAUGAGGCUGGCGUUAAGGAGAUGUUAACGAGUCUUGGACUCCUCUGUUUGGUUUCUCUGUUACUCGCUCUCCUUUCCCUAAUCUUCCUAUUGAAGAUUUCACCGUUGACGGUCACGCCGAGUAGCCUCAUCAGCCCCGAGGAGUACACGAUCGUCUACGAGGUGACCUUGGCUUUAUGUGCGCUCGCUCUGUCCUUGAAUCUGUGCUGCCUUCUGGUCUGCGCCAUACAGUUCCUCUUCGCAGUUAAACUCGUCAAGACGUCGUAUCAGGGACAUCGGAGCAACAAGUACCUGCAAAAGUCGUCUAUCAGCCGUGUCUGCGCGGUCGGAGGCUUUUUCAUUAGCAUUCCAGUCUUCUUAACCGGCAUGAUCCUAUACACAUUUAUACAGUUUCAUUCGACGCCAGCUAUAGUGACGUCUGUCUUUAUCGGUCUCGGCAUUGUAUUCUGUGGAUGCGCCAUGGUCCAUAACGUCUUCGUGUGGCAGAGGGAGAAGACGAAUGCGGUUAAGGCGCUUGCUCGCGAACAGUGCGAAGCGGCCGCUCAACUGCAGCGUCAGCAACAGCAAUCACAGCAAAAUCAUCAUCAUCAUCAUCAUCAAUCGCAUCUCCUCCAGCAACAGCAACACCAACAGCAUCAGCAGCAUCAACAUCAGCUACGGCCGAGUCUUUAUCACAGUGGAUGCGCACCAAAAAUCGGUUCUUUGACGGCAACCCACUCAAAUACCACUUUGCCUCAUCACGGUGGCAACCGUAGUUCUCAGUAUCAUCAGCCACAUCAGCAUCAUCAUCAUCAUCAUCAUCAUCGACAUUUGUCGUCACCGAUGUCGCCCCCCUUGUUAUUAUCUUCGACAAGUGCACCACUCGCUUCGACGCACAGUCUUUUAAACGUUGCUACGAAUCGUAGUAACGUGGUAACACCACCUGCUACGCCAGGUGACAGGUCACCACCAAGUCCAACCAAUAAGUUCAAUAGGUCUCAUAUAACGAGGGAAGCCAGUGGUAGCGUCAGUCCUGGCCUACCAGCAGCGACCUUGGAUCUUAGCAGUGCAGCUACAACCAACAGCCCUCAUGAACUAUCUACUCUCGUGUAAAUAAUCGAGAUAGAGGAGUAAUUUAUCUAUUCGAAAGACUUAUUGAACUUUUAUAGAACGUUCGUUAGAUAUCGGUGGACACUUUCUCUCUCCCUCUCUCUCUCUCUUUUUUUCUCUACGAUUUGAGACCACCUAAGAAUUAUCUGACGAUAUCAUAUAUUGUCUUUUUCUUAUUAAACUUCAAAGAGUCGCGGCACCUUCGUGAAUUUAUUUUUCCUUUUUAAAAAGACAAUGUGUAUGUACUUAAAUAAUUGUGUAUUUACGUUAUUUGUGUCUUGAUUCCAUUCGACGAGACUCUUAUUAUGUGUUUUCGAUUAAUUUUCACUUUGUGGACAAACAAUAAGAAAAGGUGUGUGUGAAAAACACUAACAUAUUUUAAGUUUCGAGAUUCAGCUGGUACCUGAUUUAUGUACGUACGACGUCUCAUUGAAAUUGGAAUCUGUUAAAUGCGACUAAAAUCCAUCGUUGUUGGUUUAAUUUCUUUUUUUUUUUUUUUUCCCCGACCCCUAUGGAAAAGGGAGUUUUCACCUUGUAUACUUUAUCGAACAAAAUUUGAACGUCUUUAAUUUUUCCGAAUUUAUAUUCUAUUUUUUAAAAGUAUUCUAAUAAGAUAACUCUGCGUAAAUAAAAAUCAUUCGGUUAGUUUAUCGUUGAUUAAGAAAUUGUUUGAACAAUUACGAAUAACAUAAUGUUAUUUCGUAAUAGAAAUUUUACGAAUAGAACUUGCAUUAUUGUCGCAUUUCAUUUACAUAAAUAGCAAUACUUUGUUUUUCAUAAUAUUAUUCUAAUUGAUACAUUUGAGAGCAUAACACAGGUAAUACCUGUUGCAUAGCAUAACUUAUCAGUUAUGCAAUCCAAUCAGUAACUAACGAAACGUAUGUGUAAAAUAAGAAAAGUUAUCUAUGUAAAAGAAAAAACAACGACGACAAGAAAGAAUGGAAAGAAAGUUAUUACGAUCGAACCGUCAACAAUUGGGUAAAAAGCCGUAAAAAGAAAAAGUUAAAGUAAUAUUAUCCCUUUCGUUACAGCAUAUUUUGGCUCGAAUACGACCCUUAUACGGGUCGCUAGUAACAAAAGGGUUCGUGCUCGAUGAGAUAAAAAUAUAAGCAUUAAAAAUAAAAUGUGUGUGCGUGUGUCUGUGUGUGUGUGUGUGUGUGUGUGUGCGCGCGUAUAUUAAGAAUACGAGAGAAUCAAAGCAUUACUCGUAGAAAAGAAAAAUCUCGUGCAGUUUGGAAAGGUGACACAUAUGUAGCUAUGUACAUCUUGCCAUGUUCUUUAUUUCUUUACUUGUUUAGUAAAACCUCUAGUCCUAGGUCACUUUCGUUAAUGAGAAAGCCUUAGACCUUAGAAUUCUGACUAUCGCUUGACUGCGCGAUUAAGUAUUUUUUUAUAUUCAUUACA
This is a messenger RNA of Polistes canadensis, 4098 nucleotides long. RefSeq lists its product as uncharacterized. The transcript has 5 exons. The record is from RefSeq and is a predicted model, not a curated record. Bases 787 to 2697 code for a protein of 636 amino acids. Lineage: Eukaryota; Metazoa; Arthropoda; Insecta; Hymenoptera; Vespidae.